This is a messenger RNA of Aricia agestis (brown argus), 734 nucleotides long. Its product is annotated as protein takeout-like. The record is from RefSeq and is a predicted model, not a curated record. NCBI's taxonomy places the organism in Eukaryota, Metazoa, Arthropoda, Insecta, Lepidoptera, Lycaenidae. The coding region runs from base 18 to 734 and encodes 238 amino acids. The transcript has 5 exons.
ACAACCGGACAGUUAAAAUGGCUAAAUAUAUACUCUUGUGCGUAGUUCUGUGUGUCGGUCAUAGCUUUGCUAAAGUUGCACCCGACUACAUAAAGCCAUGUCCAAAGUCCGACUCGGAAUGUCUCAAGAAAACAAUACAAGAAGUGUUACCACUCUUCACCCAGGGUAUACCGAGCAUCGGAGUUAACUCCCUGGAUCCAAUGGAACAGAAAUCAGUGAACAUUGAACUACCAGGAGGACUGAAGAUCGUUUUCAAAGACGGAGUAGUAAAAGGAUUUAAAACUUGCAAAGUCGACUCAGCAAAGUACAACGAUUUGAAUGUGGAUAUAAAUAUGCACUGUGACUUGACAAUAAAGGGAAAGUACACGGCCCAAGGCAACAUUCUGAUUGUGUCGAUCAACGGAGACGGAGACGCCAAAAUAAAACUGCCAAACCUCGGGUUAAAAAUAAAAUACGUCUUGGAGGAUAAAACUCAAAAUGGCGUCGUGUACAGAACUCUGAAGGAUCAUAAAGUGACGACAAGCUACGACGGCAGGGUUUCGUUCACCUUCACCAAUUUGUUUAAGGGGAACCCAGAAUUGAGUCAAGCAGUGUUGACGUUUUUGAACGAAAACUGGAAGCAGCUUGUGGAAGAGUUCGGGAAACCGAUCGAAGAUGUAAUCAUUAAAGGCACUAUUAGAAACAUCAAAAAAUUCUUCGAAUCCGUACCGAGGGAUGAACUUUUUGUUGCAUAA